Messenger RNA from Aedes albopictus (Asian tiger mosquito), 2260 nucleotides. RefSeq lists its product as uncharacterized. The record is from RefSeq and is a predicted model, not a curated record. NCBI's taxonomy places the organism in Eukaryota, Metazoa, Arthropoda, Insecta, Diptera, Culicidae. The transcript has 2 exons. The coding region runs from base 788 to 1756 and encodes 322 amino acids.
GGCGAAGCAAGAAACUAGUGACUAUCUCCAGCGAUCAUCAGGAACCAGGCUCUUGGAAACCAUCCCUCAACCCGUAGGUGAUUUGCGCCGCCCGACACGAAAACUGCAUCGGUGGGUUUCAACCCUUUAAGAGUGUCGAACCCUCGAAGAUGACACACAAACACCCGAUACUUUUUUGUCUUACAAUUAUGAUGUUUUUCAAUCCUAUUUACUCUGCUUACUUGGAAAUCCUUGAACUUAAUGAAAAUCCCGGUAUAGUUGCGUUCAAGACUAAUUCAGUCUUUAUAAAAGAAGGAUCUCACACACUAUUCCAUAGAUUUAAUUUAUUUUCCUUUACCGUCGUUCUCAAGCAGUAUGAAUUCAUUAUUUUGAGCAUUGAAGAAAACCCAAAGAUAGCAGAACUAGUUAAAAUUCUUAAACAAAAGCAGAGUCAGGCUUAUUUUAUCCUUGAAAAUUUAACCGCUAGAAGUAGAAAAACAAAACGAUCUCUUAAUUUUCUUGGGUCUACCUUAAAAAUGAUUACAGGGAAUCUCGAUAAUGAAGAUUUGUUAAAAAUAGAAAACCAACUUGAAAUUCUUAAAAAUUCAAAUAACCUUUUAGUAACAGAGAAUAAUGAACAAAUUCAAAUUAAAAAUUGUUUGAGGAAAGGAUUAACAAUAUUACUAAACAAGCUUAUAAACAGUCUAGGGAAAUAGAUAGCAUCAUUAAACAGACAAGACUGAGCUUAGACAGACCUGUCGAAUGGGAACAUCUCCUGCACCUACACAACAUCAUCUUCAACAUCGACAUGAUCAACCAGCAGCUGUCUACAAUUUUCGAGGCCAUUCAGUUGUCCAAGUUGGGUUUAAUUUCAAAGGCUUUCUUACAACCAUCAGAGCUAGAAUUUGCAACGAAUCUGUUGGAGUCACAAGGCGUUGUGAUUAACAGCUAUGACCAAGUUUAUGAGUUUUUGGAACCCAUAGCAUUCCACAAUAACUCAGACGUAAUCCUUCUCAUAAAAAUUCCUAAAUUCAGGCAAGGAGAGUUUGUGCAGCUCCAAAUAGAAGCCAUUCCACGACAGUUUAAAAUCAUACCGAUAAAUGCAACAAAAGCCAUUGUUGGUAACAAUGAGUCUUACCUAAUUUCCCAUCCAUGCAUGAACAUCGAGCAUAGCAUCAUCUGCGACGUCCAGAACUUGUUUAACACUUCAAAUGACGGAUGCUUACAUGAGUUACUAAGAGGAAAUACGGGUAACUGUACCUUCAUUAGAUCUCCAAUGAAACCUGACACAAAGGAAAUCGAGAAUCUCGGACUGUUAGUUAAAAACUCUGUUGAUCCGACUUCGAUGCAAAACAGUUGUGGAUAUGGUCCGAGGAAUUUAACAGGAACGUUUCUCAUAUCAUUUAGAGAUUGUUCCAUCACCCUCAACGGAAAAACCUUUACCAGCAAAACAUUCAGAGGAGAAUCCAAACCUGUCAUCUUACCCCUACAUUCAGUUAGCGUAGAUGAGUCACAGACAGAACCAGAAUCCAUUGACUAUAUGGAACAACUGCACAUUAGGAAUCGUCAUAAGCUGGAGCACUUAGAAACAGCAAACAAAAGGACUAAAGUGCUCAACAUAGUAGGAAUAGUUCUCAUCACAUGCUUCGUAGCAGUAAUUUUCGCUUUUCUUACGAGAGAAGUUCGUAAACUCAAAAUGAAGCUGACAAUACGGAUCCCUGCAAACAAUGCGUUGGAAAGCUCUCAAACAAUAUUGAACCGAGACGGUUCAAACUAAGGCGGGGGAAGUUAUGGACAUCCCUAAGCUCUACCCACAAUCUACGGUCUCUACCAUCGUGGACUAGAUGCUGACCAGGCACUUGGCAAACCGCCAUGAACACCAACACUUGGCGACAACAAACAUCAACCCUUGGCGACAACGAACUUUGGACGACGAGCAUACAGUUGCUGACAACGCAGUCAGCAAUCCACCAUGAGGACCGACCGUUGGCAACAUCGAAGCCCCGAGCGACGCGUGUCAAUGCCCCUGGAACGGCAACGGUCACCAAUACUUCGAUCGACGCAAUCCAGGCCAACAUCAUCCGAUGGCCUUUCGCUGAUGCCAGCAAGAUUCUCAUCGAGCCCCACCGGAGGACGCAGGUGCGCCCUCAGCCCAGGUGGUCGAGGCCAGUCAGUAAGUAGGAAACCUUGAGUGCGAGCAGUUAGAAGUUCUAAGUGAAGUCUGAUAGAAAAGUGUGGCCUUCAGCCGUAGGAAAGACUUAUGUAGCAAGUUCUAAGUGAA